Hylaeus anthracinus is the source of this 3660-nucleotide messenger RNA. RefSeq names its product glucose dehydrogenase [FAD, quinone]-like. The record is from RefSeq and is a predicted model, not a curated record. Bases 955 to 2889 code for a protein of 644 amino acids. NCBI's taxonomy places the organism in Eukaryota, Metazoa, Arthropoda, Insecta, Hymenoptera, Colletidae. The transcript is spliced from 7 exons. Gene Ontology annotation, molecular function: oxidoreductase activity, acting on CH-OH group of donors; flavin adenine dinucleotide binding.
AGCGACAAGGUAAUACUCACAUAUGCACACCCUCCUAUUUUAUUUUAUUAAAUAUAUUUUCAUUCACCUUCGUAACUCGCAGGUCGAUAUCGAGAAAUUCACGAUCUAGUCCCAUUUGGAAACGCUUCCCACGUUUCGCUCGUAUCGAAAUCGACUUAUGAAAUGAUCUGAUACGCAUGUUCUAUCGCAACGGCCCAGGUGAAUUAAACUUCUACUUUUCGCGAGUGAAACCGCGUCGACGCGAUUCGCGCGCGUCUGGCCCUUUGUUCCCGACACGUGCGCGCUGCUCGUUUUUCGGUCCCUCGGUUUCUUGGCAUCGUCACUUUUUCGCUGGUCGUACCAGCGAGGGAGUCGAUCCUCGCCGCACGUAGAGAGUGGAUUCCAACUGCUCCGCGACGCGAACGAAAUUUUCGAUCCCUUAGUUCCUUUCUUACUGGACGCGUUCACGGUCCACCGUCGCGUCCAGCCAUAGGAAAAAUUUCGUUUUAAUAAUUAAAGCGACGGAUGAAAGCUGCGCGUUUAUUAAAAUUUUGCUAUUUUAUUCGAUGGAACAAACUUUUUCUCGUAAACUUGAAAAACCACAUGCGUAAUUCGAAUCGCAAUUUUUAUCGAACGAUCACGAAGAAUAGAGUUUGAUCUGACUCGUCGUUUUGGAGUUGUCUAUUCGGAUGAGAAUUUCGCUCGUUCGGGAAGAGAACAUUGCGUUUACGAAGCAUUCGGCGAAUUCGAAAGGCGGAAGUAUGUGAUCUGUGUAAACUUGAACGAGAGGGUGAUCGAAGCGAUAGGAGUGAAUUAGAAUAAAAAUGAUCGCGGCAAGAAUGUGGUGAAACUAGGUGGAGAUCGUACUCUGGCCCGGUGAGUGCUACCUGUUGAACGUUUUGUUGAACUCGUUGGUUACGGAGCCCCCGAUAAUGGACGGUUCAUCGUGGUGACACUGGCCUCUAAUUGGAUACAAUGGGACGGUACAUCCUGUUCUCCCUUCUGGCGCAAUUGGCGUUCGCUUUUCACCACCCGUUCCAGUUCCAGCCAGGCCAGUUUGAUACUACCAAGGAAACCAAAGGAUGUUGCAAUUGUGAAUUCAAAGACACGGCGUACUUAGAGUCCAAGUGCGGCGUGACAAACUCGUUUAUGACUUUAGUUCAAAACUUGAUGGCGCUUAGGUGUGAUAUUUCGGAUCCCUGCAGCAGGCUUGGCCGGGACGAUGUUCCUCACGAGGAAUGGUUCGACUUUAUCAUUGUCGGGGCCGGUGUAGCUGGACCCGUAAUCGCUAGGAGGUUGAGCGACAAUCAUUGGUGGAAGGUCCUGCUGAUCGAAGCGGGUCCUGAGGAGCCAUCCAUGACUGCCAUUCCAGGACUCGCGACUCACGCGGUAAAUUCGAGUCUGGAUUGGAAAUUCAAAACGGAACCUACAGAGCCUCAUCCGACCGCGUGUUUAGAAACGGAAGGCGUGUGUACGUGGCCUCGAGGGAAGAUGGUCUCCGGGACCAGUGGCAUGCACGGAAUGAUGUACGUGCGCGGACAUCCAGAGAUCUACAACAGCUGGGCUAGAUCGGGUGCCCACGGCUGGUCUUACGACGAGAUCGUGCAUUACUUCGAGCGCGCUGAAAAUCCCGUAGAUCCCUCGAUGCUAUCCGACAAACCGAGAACCGUCCCUAUACCAGGCCCCAUGAAGAUUCAGUAUUACCCUAACAAACCGACCUUCGCUGACCAAGUACUGAAGGCGGCCGACGAGCUGGGCUACCAGACGUCCAAGCUGAAGGAGUACACGCAGACUGGUUACAUGAUCGCCCCGAUGACGACCGAGAAUGGUCUACGCGGCACGACUGCGAGGAGUUACCUGAGACCAGUUCAUGGCAGAAGGAACCUGAGGGUUUUGAUCAACGCACACGUCACGAAGGUCCUGAUGAACCACUGGGACAGUAAAGCGUACGGCGUGGAGUUGAUAGACAAGAACGGUUUCAAGAGGGUGGUGAAGGCCAGAAAAGAGGUGAUCCUGACAGCUGGGGCGGUCGGGUCACCCCAGAUCCUGCUCAACUCCGGAAUAGGACCCAAGGAACACCUGACCAAGCUGGGCAUGCACGUGGUCAAGGAUCUGCCUGUAGGCAAGAAUCUACAAAACCACGUGUCCGUGGCGCUUUAUUUUAGUAUCAAGGACACUGCCUACGAAGCCAUGACGAUGGAUAGCGUGAACGAGUAUCUGGAAACCAGGUCUGGUAUUCUGACCAGCACAGGGCUCACCCAAAUAACAGCGUUCCAUUCGAGCAUCUACGCCACCAGUGGGGUACCAGACAUUCAGAUCUACUUCGACGGGUUCUCGCCAAAGUGUCCAAGAACAGGGCUGUCGUUCGAGUGCCUGAACGGUGCCCUUGCACUUUGUUCCGAUAGAAGAGAGAUAGUGAUGAGACCGACGGCGGUCACCAUAGCCAGUAAAGGGGAACUGAGGCUGCGAUCAGCUGACCCUCUAGCUCCGCCACUGAUUUAUCCUAAUUAUUUUACCGAUACGAAGGACAUGCUUGUUCUACUGGAAGGGAUCAAGAAGUCUAUUGAACUUAUGAACACGCAGACGAUGAAGAACUGGGAUCUGAGAUUGGAACCUGUGAUCCACCCUCUUUGCACCAACUACCACUUCGCCAGCGACGCAUACUGGGAAUGCUACAUAAGGGCCGCAACGGGGCCCGAGAAUCACCAAUCAGGAACUUGCAAAAUGGGUACCUACAACGAUCCAGCAGCAGUCGUGGAUCCUCAGCUUCGAGUGCGCGGAGUGUCGAACAUUCGCGUCGCCGACGCUUCCAUAUUCCCAAUUGUGCCAAACGGAAACCCAAUCGCCGCGAUCAUGAUGACGGCCGAAAAGGCGGCCGACAUGAUCACGCAUACGUGGUCGAAGAAGUGAACUUGGACGAUCAAUCUUUCACGUACUUUUCUUGGAACGUUUAAAUAAAGCUACUAUUUUUUAUCGUAAACUCUGAUAUUCACCUCUGAUCACCGACAUCUUUCCUGGCGGUAGAAUCGUUUUAUGGUAAUUUUUCGAUGUAUUUGUUCGGACUUUGAACCCUCAGCAUUCAGAACGUGGAUUUUGGGACACGGCAAAACGUAAACGUUUAACUUUCUAAUGCUGUGCAUUAAAAUUACGAUUUUAUAAUUUCGUUUAAUUAAGAUGCACGUCGUUUAGGAAUGUAUUAUUUAUGAACGAAGAAGAUAAACCGAACGAGGAAAAGCUAAGAACUCCGCUUUUAAUGCAUUAGGCAAAUCGAAUGAAAGAGACGCAGAGAAAAUUUUAAGUAGACAAUAUGGAUUGUAACCGAUAUAUAAUAUGCAUUUUGUUUUUCUUUUGAUUACUGGUUAACAGAAAUUCUUCUUUAUCACUUCAAAUAUGAAUCGAUAAAGCUGUGUAUUUGUCUGAGAAUCUAAUACUUCUUUGUGAGCAAUGAAUAAGUACCAUAAAUACUUGCAACACGGUCAUUCUUUGGAGUUUAACUAUGGAUUUUGGUUACGAUUACGACACUUACCUGAAACAAUAACGAAAAGUCAUGUUAAUGAGGAAAAUCAAGUUUUAUUUGAAUUAAAUUGCAUUUAGUCGGUUCAUGUAUUUCAAUUCAUUCAUUCAAAAAAGAAUGUCUUCAUUAUUUUUCAUCGAAGAAAGUAUGCAAGAUUUUAAUUUGAA